Molecule: messenger RNA, 615 nt
Organism: Aspergillus eucalypticola CBS 122712
Lineage: Eukaryota; Fungi; Ascomycota; Eurotiomycetes; Eurotiales; Aspergillaceae
Exons: 1
Coding region: 203-511 (102 amino acids)
Source: RefSeq, a predicted model, not a curated record
GACGACUUGAAAUGACAUCCCUAGUCAGCCAGUCUGCAGUAACGAACGAUAUCACGAGAACCCCGACAGCGCCGUUGUACGGUGUGGGUGUUCCUUCUCUUCGUUAUCUGAUUUUUCCCAUCAUGUGUAACUAUUCUUUUAUCUUAUACUAGCCAACGUUAUAUUAUCUCGCGUUCCUCAAAUACCCCCGGGUCUUCUGUACAUGUACACCUACAAAUACACUUGCUUGACUUUGAUCUCGUUUACUGUCCUGUGCGGUGAAGCGCAAUAUAGAUGGUCUGUUCCGGGGUCAAUCAAUCAAUCAAUCAGUCAGUCAAUCAAUUCAUUGAUCUAUUCGUCAAGCGAUGUGUCUACUAGACAGCUUGCAAUGCGUAAAUGUAUUAAUUUAAUUUCCAGACAAAAUCAUCCUAUGAUAUUGAUCAACCUUGGCCUGCCUCAUUCGACUCCAAAUCCUCUGAUAUACAUUACAGCAUCCGAAUUAUAUGCUAAUCAGGCCCAACCUAGUACGUAGUAUCACUAACCUCCAGGACAAGAGAAGGAAGGAGGAAUCGAAGGAUUCUGAUUAAAGCCGACUUUUCUGCGAGUAAAUUCCGUAGUGCGGUAACUUGCCCGGAU